Conger conger (European conger) is the source of this 2926-nucleotide messenger RNA. Its product is annotated as serine-rich and transmembrane domain-containing protein 1. Gene Ontology annotation, cellular component: intracellular membrane-bounded organelle. The transcript has 2 exons. The record is from RefSeq and is a predicted model, not a curated record. Lineage: Eukaryota; Metazoa; Chordata; Actinopteri; Anguilliformes; Congridae. Bases 362 to 790 code for a protein of 142 amino acids.
GGGAGGCUUUGUACAGCGUUUGGACAGUCGAACCCCAGCACUCAGAGAUGAGAAUCAACAGGACUGGAGUCACCUGCUCUCCUCCGUGUUCCUCCUCUCUCAUCACCUCCUCUCACUUCCCAGCACUUCACAGAUCUCUUUCCUUUCGAAACGAGCGAACGCAAGGACUAUCGCUCCCACAAAAUUCCCUCAGAAAGGGAGUGGAUUGCAAAAGAAUGUGAAGCAGAGACCUGACUGAAAAAGAGCAAACCAUCGGGCAACUCUUCAUCGUCAGGAAUCAUCACAGCAUUGGGAAUCACCGUGGUCAUUCCCAACUUCCCUAUGGAACGGAGUUGAGCCGCUCCGGAUCGGGAACGCCGGGAUGAGCGGGAUGGAAAUCCCGGCGGAGGCCUGGAACGGCUCCCUGCCGCAGAACGGGACCUUCCUGCCGCAGAACGGGACCUUCCAGACGCAGAACGGGACCUUCCUGACGCAGAACGGGACCUUCCUGACGCAGAACGGGACCUUCCUGCGGAUCGGCCCCACGUCCAUCCCCGCGGCGGCGGCCGCAGCGGACGCCUCGUCCGAGAGGCCCGAAAACGUCUACGUCUACGUCUCCAUCUUCCUCAGCCUGCUGGCCUUCCUGCUCACCCUGCUGGUCAUCGCCCUGCACAGGCUGAAGAACAUCAUCUCCUCCAGCUCCUCCUACCCAGAGUGCACCAGCGAGGGAGGCAGCUCCUUCACCAACAUGGAGAUCUGCAGCCUGUCCUCACAAGUCACCGUGUCCUCCCUGUCCUCACAAGUGACCUGAAACCAACAAACUGUGUGUGUGUGUGUGUGUAUGUGUGUGUGUGUCUGAGAGAGAGAGUAUGUGUGUGUGUGUGUAUGUGUGUGUGUGUGUGUGAGAGAGUAUGUGUGUGUGUGUGAGUGUGUGUGUGUGUGAGAGAGAGAGUAUGUGUGUGUGUGUGUAUGUGUGUGUGUGUGAGAGAGUAUGUGUGUGUGUGUGUGUGUGUGUGAGAGUAUGUGUGUGUGUGAGUAUGUGUGUGUGUGAGAGAGAGUAUGUGUAUGUGUGUGUGUGAGCGUAUGUGUGUGUGUGAGAGUGUGUGUGUGUGUGUGUCUGUGAGAGUGUGUGUGUGUGUGAGUGUGUGUGUGUGUGUGUGAGAGUGUGUGUGUGUGUGUGUGUGUGCGUGUGUGUGUGUGUGUGUGAAUGCCUCACUCUCCUUCUCAUAUUCACAUGAACAGAAGUAGAUAUGAGAUGUUCAUUUUAUCAGAUACAGGGCUACAGAGACUCAUACAUUUACUCACAUAUGCACACAGGCAAUAUGCACACACACCUGCUCACUAAUACACAUAAAUAUACUCUCUGACACAUAAACACAGUUUAUCGCUCCUCCUCUCUGUUACUAUCAGUUUCUCCUCUUCAUUUGCUCUCUCCCUUUCUCUCACCCACACAGACACACUCAUACAGACACACGCACACAUACAGACACACACACACAGACAGACACACACACACACACACAUGCGCGUACACACACGCACAGCAGAGGGAAGACUAAAGGGCAGGGCUGUAAUAUGAAAUGAAUCAGAGCUUGUCUGAUAAAGGUUAACGGGCACAGUGUGUAACAGGGUUGGCACCGAGUGAUUUGCAUGCCUCAUAACAGCCUGAGGAACCCUGCUGGAAGUUUAUUAACGCAGUUUAAGCACAGGGGUGCUACCAUCGCGAACGCGUGCUGCGGAGUCAGGGCAACGUUUGAGACACUGCAAAAGACAAAAAAGAAGUCAAUCUCAGCAAGCAUUUUAGGUUUCAUUUUAGAUCUUUUUUGCUAAACAAGACAAAAACAUUGCCAGCGAGGUGAGACAGAUUGAGUCGAUUCAACAUUUGCCAAUGGGGAAUGAAAUGAUAGUAACUUAAAACAAGCUGAUAGUUUCUACUUAAGAUUUUAAGUCUCAUUAUAAGACUAACACCCUUGUUUAGGCUUUUUUGAGUGCGCACAGCUGACCACGUUGCUGAAGCCCCUGACUGUAGCAUCGCAGCAGUAUAAAACAGAGACUCGGAUUCCUCAUCUUCGCUGCCAUCCCUGUUCGCGCACCUUCUCUCCACGGCGACACAAGCCCCUUUCAAACCGCCAUCGGCCACAGCAGCCGGUCCAUCGGCUUUUUUGAAAAAUCGUCACGGCAACAUUCUACCGGCGCCAGGACUAUUCACGGCAGUUUUAAAAUGCCGUCGCAUCGGACUCCUGGACUGCUGCAGCUACAGACUGGCGUAGUGUAACUAUACAUCGCGAUCGCUGUAUCGGUUGAAAGGGCAGUGAUCCGCUCCAAUCGAUACAACAUGCAAAAACCGAUCCCUGUUGUUAUGAAUCAUAGCAAACAUGUAUUUAAAUUAUACGGCAGUUUGUUCUCUAGCAACACUACCAACAUUGUUCUUUACGUUUCUGAUUCAACCUCAUUAUUACGCGCGCUAGUGCUGUUUUUCUUCCGUUAAACGUGACGUCAAUAAAUUCUUGCACUGCCAGUUUCAUAUUGGUUGUAUGUGUAGGCCAUGUUGUAGCAGGAUUGUGUUAGCUGGAUCAUGUACAUUGAUAAUUUCUUACUAGCCUACAUCAGAUUGGUUUGGAUCGUAUCUUAACAAAAAUGUGUAACAUUGCCGAAUACUGAACCGUUGCCUAAAGAAUCAAAAUUGUAUCCUAUCCUGGUGAAGCCUGAGGUUUAUACGCCCACCCUAUGGGAACGAUAGCUGGUCACCGAUGGCGAUCCAACAUAGGGCCGAUUUGUGCUUGCUAGCUGGGAAACACAACACCUUCCCUUCGUUGCCCGUUUCAAUCCACAGUGCGGUAAAUGUUGGGGGAUUCGGACUGAGUGCAUCCCAACAACUGCAGAAUGUACAGAACUGAAUGUUGAUAUCGUGUUGAAAUAAAUGGGCCCAUAAAGCCAUUUCCAUCCA